AUGUUCCAAGAAUUUGUUUGUGGAAUUCUAAACAGAGAUUAUAUCUAUUAUUGUUUUUUGCAGUUUGUAUUCUUCGCCUGCAUCCAUUACGCUCAAAGCGCUCAAACAAAACGGAACGCUGGAAUCAUACCAAUCCAGCACAGCUAUUCUGAGUACUACAACCACGUCGCUAUUCCAGUACCGCAACCGGUGCCGAUCCAAGUACCGCGCGCUGUACCCUAUCCAGUACAUGUCGGCGUGCCUGUGGAUCAACCCCGGCCUGUUCCUGUAGCGGUUCCUCAAGCCGUACCUCAUAUUAUAGCCCGACCCGUAGCCAUACCAGUAGAUAGACCGUUUCCUUACCCAGUGCCACAACCAGUCCCAGUAACAGUUACUCAAGAAGUCGGGAUCCCCGUACCACAACCGUAUGCCGUUGCUGUCCCCGCUCCUAUUCCAGUAAGAGUAUCUCAACCUGCUCCUGUAUCGGUGUCAGUAGUAGGGGCAGGAGUUGGUGGGAUAGCAGGAAGUGUAGAAGCUAGGGUCAUUGGCGGCAUUGGAGGUCUUGGAGGAAUAGGAGGUGUAGGCGGUAUUAGUUCUAUAGGUGUAGGAGGCCUGGGUCACGGCAUAUCUUCAGGAGUCUCUCAUACGGUUGUUUCUGGUGGCUACGGAGAUCACGUAGGGUAUGGAAGUGGUUACCACCACUAUCAUAAGUGGUGA
Messenger RNA from Arctia plantaginis, 696 nucleotides. The record is from the annotation of a GenBank genome assembly. NCBI's taxonomy places the organism in Eukaryota, Metazoa, Arthropoda, Insecta, Lepidoptera, Erebidae.